Molecule: messenger RNA, 2263 nt
Organism: Dioscorea cayenensis subsp. rotundata (Guinea yam)
Lineage: Eukaryota; Viridiplantae; Streptophyta; Magnoliopsida; Dioscoreales; Dioscoreaceae
Product: RING finger protein 10
Exons: 9
Coding region: 80-2263 (727 amino acids)
Biological process (GO): positive regulation of transcription by RNA polymerase II
Molecular function (GO): transcription cis-regulatory region binding; metal ion binding
Source: RefSeq, a predicted model, not a curated record
AUAUAACUGCCCCAGUUCUCAUCAGUGUCUCGGCUACGGCUGAACCCCGUUUCCCUCCCACGUUUCCCCGAGCUCGUUCAUGUCCAUCUCACCCAUCGACGGCCAUAGAUCCGACCAAGCCCCUUCCUCUCCUGCUUUCUCUCCAAGCCCUAGCUCUCACCAUGGCCGUCAUCUCCUCCCGAGGCCCCGCCACCACCAGAUCGGUGGCGCUACUCGCCGAGCCACCCACAAAUCGCCGACAGCAUCCUCCUCGGACACUGUAUUGGUCGCGGCUGACUCGGAUUCCCGACCAACGGUAACUUUUCCUGGAGAUGGUAGCCAUUCAUUUGAGACUGUAACCAACAGUUCUACCAUUUCUCAGUCUGACUCAGCUGGUGGAAGGCCACCUUCUCAAUUGCAGCCUGACCUACUUGGCCAUGCUCAGGCUCAUAGCAAUGGGAAAUCUGCUGAACCUGCAAACUCUUUGCAGUAUGAUCGUCUUGCUGCUGGUUCUGGUGGUUCUCAAGGUAAUUCAACACAAUCAGCUGCAAGGCGGAAUCACAGUGUCAACGCCAAUCAUUUGCUGAACUUUUAUUAUGAUCCUAUCUCUCGUCCUCAGCAACCCAGCAGAAGUCCUCCUACUAGAAGGCAAAGAAAGAUCAAACCUUAUAAUAAAGACCUGUUUCUUCAGGCAAAUUUCAAAUUUGUUGUGCUGGACAAUGGCAGUUACCUGAGUGAAACCAUGGAUCCAGAUAAGAUGCUGCAGUGGGAGGAUGUGAUUUGUGUAAGAUACUCCAGUUCAUUUCCGGUGCAGUGUCCAAUUUGCUUGGAAGCUCCUCUAUGUCCUCAGAUAACAUCCUGUGGGCAUAUAUAUUGCUUUCCCUGCAUUCUUAGAUAUCUAUUGAUGGGAGAGGAGGAUCACAAAGGUGAAUGUUGGAAAAAGUGUCCUCUAUGCUUUAUGUCAAUAUCUUGCAAGGAUUUGUAUACCUUGCGUAUAGAAAAUGUCACCCAAUUUCAUGUUGGGGAUCAUGUAGACUUCACACUUUUAACUCGAGCAAAAGAUUCUCUGGUUCCCUCAAUGAAAAAUCAACAAGGAGCAGGCCUCACUUCAGACGAUUGUGAUUACAGUGAUGGCACAUUUUCUAAGUUUAUUUUGACGUCAGAUGUGGAAUUAUCUGUUAUGGAAGCUAAGAUGGAGCUCAGCAAUUGGUUGGAGAAGGCAGAGUCUGGUUUGGUUGAUGACUUGGAAAAGCUUCCAUAUGUUUGUGGAGCAUUGGAGCAACUGGAGGAAAGGGUGAAGAAUUUGAUGGAGCAUCAAAAAUUAAGUGCUAGUCCUCCCAAAAGAAAUCAUUCUUCUGCUGCAGCUCAUGUCAAAGUUGCUCAUUUACCUAAUAAUAGGUCACAGGCCCCUUCUCCUACUUCAAUUAUAAAGGCCAAAAAUGCUAGCUUAGAGGCAUGGGAAUUAGAUGAUGGAACAAGCCAAACAAAUGGAAAACGUGACAUCUCAGAGUCAUCUGAAAAGCAUGGUUUGGAAGACUCAGGGCCACUUUCAGCUGGAUUGGCCACAGAAAAGGAUAGCUACAUUUUCUACCAGGUAAUUGAUGGCCAACAUCUUAUUCUUCAUCCUUUAAACAUGAAGUGUCUUCUUCACCACUAUGGGAGUUAUAGCAUGCUUCCACCAAGAAUCAGUGGAGUCAUUCUUGAAUUGGAGACAGUUUCCCAAUCGGAGGCGAUAAGGAGGCGUUAUCGUUAUUUAAGCCAUUUUUCUUUAACAACAACGUUUCAGCUAUGUGAAAUUGAUCUCAGAGAAAGCUUACCACCUGAGUCAUUAGCUCCAUUUGUGGAGGAGAUAAAGAAGCGGGGAAAGCAACGAAAACGGCUUGCUAGGAAGGAAGAGGUUGAGAAAGCCAAGGCCGAAGCAGCUGCUCUGCGUGCAAUCCCUGUUCCAUCAAAUCGGGGACAUUCGUCCAUUAAUGAUGCCAUUUUCUCAUUAGAUGACUUUGAAGCUUUAGGAAGUGGCAUGCCAUCUACAAUGACCAGGAAGAGUGAACGACAGAAGAAACCUUCUUCGAGGUUCAAUGUAGAGGCGGGGUACCUGGCAGAGCCACCUAAAUCGGCAAAGAAAAAAGGAAUGGCUGGCGAUAAAGUCACUGUGGGAUCUAGAGAGAAAUUGGAAGAUUCAGUCACUACCAUCCGCCGGAGUCUGGACUUUCUUGGUCCACAAUUGGAGGAGGCAGCAGGAGCUUUGCCUUUUGAGGAGACACAAGAUCAGAACACGAGUUAG